UAUAUUCCAAUGCAUGUUGGGAUUUUCCCGCGCCAAUGUUAAACACGGAUCAUAUGACAAGCUAGUAAGAAACGCAAUGGUGGGAGAAACUUGCGCAAAAUGUCGGAAUUAUUCUUUGAUAGUGAGAGUAUCUGCAGUUCAGAUCCUCUUUCAUCUAUUGAAGAACCAGACUUUGGAGAAAACUUAAGCGAUGAUUCAUUAAAUAGUGAAGACAUCUUUCCAUUAUCAUAUAGUGAAGAAGGAUGGAACUCUUCUGAUGAUCACUCCUGUGAAAGCUUUAAUAUGUCAGCAGAAGUAGUCGUGAGUGAUGAUGAUGAUGUUGUGGUUAAUAAGGAUCUCAAGAGAAAACCACAUAAAACAUCUCGUGGUAAAGACAAGCAGUCAUCGAUAUUCAUCCCUGAUGGAGAUUAUGGUGAUGAAAUCAUCUUUGUUGAGCCAGAAAAUUAUUCUCCCAGGAAGAAGAUGAAACUUGAUGAAGAGAAAAGAACGGCAGCCGUUGAUAAGUCUUCUGUAGGAACAGACUCUGAGAUUGCAGUCACAUUUGCUAAAAAAGGAAUUGAAUUCCCUCAUGCAAGAGAACACUGCAGAACUAAAACAUUUGUUCAAAUUCCUUCAGUGACAACAAAGUGCUCAAGCAAUGAGGAAUUUUGUGACAAGUGCUAUUGUUAUGUCUGUGAUGACCUCUCAAGCAAGUGUGAAUUGUGGAAGACGGAAGAAAAGCCGCAUUGCAAUGCAUAUGCAAAGCAUGCAUUCUGGGAAAGGGAAAGAAAUCUACACAAGAGAAAUUUAAAGAAAUUUAAUUUUGUCCCAAUUCUGACACUUCUUGCGCCUGAAAAAAUUAAUCAAGAGAUGACCAUAAGUGCUGUUGUGUGUAAUAGAUAUGUUGAUGAAAUCCAGGAGGUUUCAAAUUCAACUACUAAUGUGUGCUACUGUCAGGUUGACCCUUUACUUAAUCCAUUUGGUUGUCAGGCAUGUAGAUGGGAACGUGGCUAUCUCAGUUUGCAGAAUAAAUCUAAAAUGCAAGGGAUUGUGUUGAAUGCAACAAUUGAAGUGGAGAAACAUUUACAAAGAAAACAACCUAAUCCAGCUAUUGUGAUCCUGGAUACAAUUACCUCCUUGUUACUUGGAGUUGACAUCAACAGCAAGUACUCGAUAUUUAUUCCAGAAAAAGAUAGUUCAAGGCUUACUUCCUUAUGGAUUGAAGCUGCCUUGAAUAGGGACGCUGACCAAGAUUUAUUAUCCAAAGCUAAAGAACGCCUUUCUAAAUCAGUGAAAGAUAGCACAAGUCAGCUAUUUCUCCCUGAAGCAAAGAAAAUUCAUGAAAUCUUAUCAGAGUUGAGGCCAUAUGAUGAUCCCCUUGUAGUAAAAUGCCUAAUGAAAAACUACAAGGGGAGUAGUGGUUUGAAAGAAUCUUACGAGGUUACUAAAGUAAGACUACAGUACUUCAAGGCAAAUAAUAAGAUCUCUGAAGCUAUCAAUUAUAUCCUUGGAGUUGAAACACCUGGCGUCAACAGCAUGCUGUGUGAUUAUCAUGAACUCAGAGAUGAACUGGUUGAUCUGCUUAUUACAAAAGGAAGAAUGCAAGAAGCUUUGACUGUGUGUAAAACCCACUUUUCAAACAAGCUACCUACAGAUUUACAUGUACAGGAAAAAACUUCCAAUG
Molecule: messenger RNA, 1663 nt
Organism: Actinia tenebrosa (Australian red waratah sea anemone)
Lineage: Eukaryota; Metazoa; Cnidaria; Anthozoa; Actiniaria; Actiniidae
Source: RefSeq, a predicted model, not a curated record